AUGAACCGGCUCCCCGCCGACGUGUCGCGGCACGUCGCGGACCUGCUCACGGCGCGGGAGGCGCUCGCCCUGCUGUUCGCCGGCGGCCGGCGGGGCUGCAACCUCACGUCCGCGUUCCGCGAGGCCAACACGCUGCGGCGCGUCGCGCGCGUCCGCAACGAGACCGACGCCGCGCUCUUCUCGCGAUGGGACGCGCUGCCCGGGUCGCUCCACGAGUUCGUGCUCGCGGCGACGUCCCAGCCCGAGCGGCUCCUCGCGGGCGUCUUCCGGGGCGCGGCGCGCGCGGGCGUCGCGGCGCUGUCGCGCGUCGACGUCGCGCGGCUCCGGAUCCCCCGGCGCCGGUCGCGCGACGUCGACGAGCGCGCCAUGAUCCGGAGCCUGCGGCGCGAGUUCAGCCCGGAGACCGUGCAGAUGCUCGAGGAGAACGCCGUCGCCCUCGGCGACGACUCGUCCGUGAAGUCGCUGCUGCUGUCGCUCGGCAUCGACAACACGACCGACUCGUUCUUCGCGGGCGCGAUCGGCCAGCUCGCGUCCGCGCGCGCGGGCCGGGGCCGCGGCGCGCCCCAGGCGCGGGCGACGCGCGCCUGGAUCGCGCGCCACGCGCUGACGCGCAUGCCCGCGAGCCCGCAGACGCCCGAGAGCCACACGUCGAUCUACACGAAGGUCGCGGACCUCCUGCUCCAGCACUGGGUCUUCCCGCAGCUCGGCGCGCCGAGCAUCGGCGGCCGCGACAUCGCGCUGGUCUACGACCGCGUGCGCAUCGCCCCCUUGGCGGACCCCGCCCUCCCGGGCCGCGACAUCUGCGACGCGUGCCUCGGCCACGACGGCACGCAGCGUCGCGCGCUGCUGUGCUGCCGCGUCUGCGACUACGCGCUCUGCGGCGCGUGCUGCGGCCGGGCCCAGCAGGACACGCACGAGUGCGCGCCGCGGCUCAUCGACAUUGGGUACGGCCUGAGCAAGUCGCCGUCGGCCUACACGGAGCACGUCAAGCUCGUGCUCCGCGACUACUUCUCCGCCGGCGCGGUCAUCGACUCCGAGGACCGGCUCCGCGCCAACGAGGCGCUCCACGCGCGCAUCAAGGCCCAGGAGGCCUGGGUCGCGACGGCGGCGGCGGACCGCCUCCGCGCGCGCGCGCAGCUGGCCAGGGGGCCCGCGGCGCACGAGGCCUGGCUCGCGCGCGUCUACGGCGACGCGCCGGAGAUGGGGGAGUAG
This is a messenger RNA of Aureococcus anophagefferens, 1212 nucleotides long. RefSeq lists its product as hypothetical. Bases 1 to 1212 code for a protein of 403 amino acids. NCBI's taxonomy places the organism in Eukaryota, Pelagophyceae, Pelagomonadales, Pelagomonadaceae. The transcript has a single exon. The record is from RefSeq and is a predicted model, not a curated record.